Molecule: messenger RNA, 2799 nt
Organism: Coccidioides posadasii C735 delta SOWgp
Lineage: Eukaryota; Fungi; Ascomycota; Eurotiomycetes; Onygenales; Onygenaceae
Molecular function (GO): protein binding
Source: RefSeq, a predicted model, not a curated record
AGCUGGGGUUAAUCACACGGCAACACCCUCCAGGAACACUGGCAGUUUCUCUGAGAACUUCUGUUCAUCUUGACUAAAGAAUUACCAUGUUGUGAAAGAAAGGGCCACAACGCCACUCGCCCACUCUCUAUUUGAGGUUCACACGAUGGAGGAGAUCGAGUUUGAUCCCCUUGUCCACUUGAGGGACGAUGGCUUACAGUUAAGCUACGAGUUCCCGUAUCGCGUCUACGAUGCCAAAGUCUACCCUAUCCAAGCUCCCAACGGUUCUACCGUAAUAAUAUACGGACAUGAAAAUGGAGUACGCAUUCUAUGGAGAGGAGGCAGACGCAUCAAACCCCAUGAAGGAAAUGGCGAGGAUGCCAAAAAAGAGGAGUCUAAGGCGAAAGCCGGCAAUGAUGAUGUUAUUAUGAUAAUAGACUCGGACGAAGAAGACGAUCCUCCCGCUCAGCAGAAGGAGGCCGUUCCCACCGUCCAGUACGAGGAGGAAGAAGACGAAAUUGAUCCUAGACGGCCGUUCCAAAGCAUCAUCGAGUCAUUUAACAUACACUUGGGAGUGAAGGUCAGGAAGGUGUCCAUUCCGAGCAUUCUUCCCGACGCCAUGCGGCCAGUGGAUUCGGUGCCACCGGUCUUGACGAGUAUGAUAGUUUUUACUGCAGCCUGCGCGGAUUCUUCUAUUCGACUCAUUGCCGCGCCUCUUGCACUUCCUCCCGCCGACGGUCCCUAUCUCUGGGACUUCCAGACCCUCACAAUUCCAGCACAACACGUCCAGGUUGAUCCUGCCAUUAUCACCAUGACUUUGACCUGCGAAAAACCUGAUAUCCCUGCCGAGACACAGAGUAGGGCUCGCGGUAAACAGAGCACUCCAUCCAAACCACCUGGGACCUGGAAACUACUCCUGGCUAUCCAUUCUAUGGAAGCUUCCGGGAAACUGUCAAUCUAUCAGAUCGCGAUUGACAAGCAGCCAAUCCAGGCACCAUACCCAUAUAAGCUUUCAGCAGACGAUCUCGUCCCAGUUCAGCAGAUGUAUCUUAAGUCGCCCGCGAAGUCCAUCUCGUUUCACCCAAGCCAGCACCCUUCCGACCACCACACGCAUUUGCUCGUCGCCUUUGAAAAUGGGAAGUUGGACCUCUACCAGCUUUUCCCCCCCGCGUCACGAGCAUCGACUUUGUCGGAAAGGCGGAGGCCCACAGCGGCUACACGGCCAAAGCAAGCCCAUGCGAAAUGCUUUUUCACGUUAUAUACUAACUUUGACGAAUCAUCGGCAAACCUUAUGGACCGAAAGAGAAUAGUUGACGCGAAAUGGGUUCUUGGCGGCAGAGCCAUCAUGGUCUUGACAACCGACGGUGAAUGGGGACUAUGGGAUAUGGAAAUGUCUGGUCCCGAUCGGCAGAAUCCAACCACAGCGACCACCUUUUCUGCCUACCAACUAACCACCUUUGCAUUAAGAGGCCGAGUCACAUCGCCCGAAGUGUCAUCCAGAUCCCACCCUACGAACUCCACGUCGACCGCCGGACAAAACAAAACUAAAUUCGCACCUAUGACUCCUUCCACGCGUCGCAUUCGUGAGGAAGUCCUCUUUAAAGGCACCCCUCAACGCCCUGCUGUUUCUAGCCACUCCUACAGGGGUGCUAUAUCCGUCAUUCCGGUCAGCCGUGGUUGGGAUAAGCUUGGGGAUGAAUCAAUACUAAUAUGGCACGGAGACAAGAACGUGCAAAUUCCUAGUUUAAUAACCCUCUGGAAGAGCAGCGUCCAGCCAUCGGACGUCGUUCUCGAAUCAUCCAACAAGUACAAACCUGCCAUAAUCCAGGAUAUCAAGCUGCUUGGAGAGAUGGAGAAUGGAAUUUGUUAUAUCCCAUCUCACUUCCGAUCGGCCGCCACAAAGGACCCACGAUUGGAGAUCUUGAUCACAGCUGAGACCCGCCUUCUCAUCCUAGCCUCUAAACUUCAAGCACCAGAAGACGCGAAAGAGGACGAGGAGAUGCAAGACCAAAAUGUUGCCAACGAACAUGACCAGAUGAUGUUGCAACGAGGAGAAUUAGACCUGGACGGAAUGGAUCGCGUAUUGGCAAACAUGGCGAAUAAUACACCAGGAACACGACCAAAUCUCUUACGAAGUUCGCAAAAUGCCUUCUUUGCCUGAAAAUGAGUUUCACCGGAGUUCGUGGAGCUAUGGGUUGGAACUUGUGUAAUGGUGGUCUUCUUGUGCACCAAACUCCUACUAAUGACGAAUUUCGUUAGAAUUCAACCGGAUAUGACUUUUGUCCUUUGUCAUUUUCAUACCAUAACCCAACCUAUCUCCCAGUCCUUGGAGAAUGAAAUUAAAAUAUAAAAAAUAACCAUCAAUGCCUUACUGACAAAACUACAAUCCCAGAUCCCUCCCAAAGUCCAACCCACCGACGUUACCAUCUUCCUCGUGCCAUCUAACAAAAACAAUAAAAAUAAAAAAGGAAAUUCUUCGUUCGCGACGCAAGGUGGAGCACAAGGCGAGCUUCAAUGCCUUGAAAAUUCACCCCUCCUCCGCCCCAACCGACGCCACGGCGUCAGUAAGUUGCGGGAAGACGAGUGGGGAAUUAAGCUCUGUAUUCGACGCGAUACAUCAAAAACAACCACCACGCCGCGUCCUUACUUGGUCUGCGGUGUGGUUUUUCUUCGCCCUGUCUUCCACGCUCUCCGAUGUCAGUCGCGAAAAAGGUUUGGAAGGCGGAGUUGGAGGGAGACGGAGCCGGCCCCCCCGCUCUUUUUACCUUGAGCUGUGUGAGGCUGGCUUCUAAUUCACUUCCUUUUUGACAGGUUGGGCGA